AUCAGUGGAGGCUGCAAGAAUGCAGUAAAGCGUUCUCUCUGCAAGGAUUAGAGGCGAAGAAUUAUCUAUAAAAAGCCCGACUUACAUAAUAGCGAGUGAUUCGUCUAGCGCACAUACUGUAGAAUAGGGGUGUUGUGUUUUUUUAUUUCACCCAGCUGCUCACUGUUAAAACUGGACCGGAGGUGAUAAGAAUAAAUAAAUAAGGACUGAACAUGUCUGUGGUGGGAAUUGAUGUGGGUUUCCAGAACUGUUACAUCGCUGUUGCCAGGAGCGGUGGCAUUGAAACCAUUGCAAAUGAAUACAGUGACAGAUGCACUCCAGCGUGUAUUUCACUGGCCUCUAAAAACAGGACCAUUGGAAAUGCUGCUAAAAGUCAGAUCAUAACUAACUUUAAGAACACAGUUCACGGGUUUAAGAAGUUUCAUGGUCGAGCAUUUGAUGACCCAUUUGUUCAAGGAGAAAAAUCCAAGUUGCCUUACAGCCUUCACAAACUGGAUAAUGGAAGCGCUGGAAUAAAGGUACGUUAUCUGAAUGAGGACAAGGUGUUCACUAUCGAGCAGGUGACGGCCAUGUUGCUCACCAAACUGAAGGAAACAUCUGAACAUGCCUUGAAGAAGCCCGUUGUGGACUGCGUGAUAUCUGUCCCCAGCUUCUUCACGGAUGUCGAAAGGCGGUCCCUGAUGGAUGCAACUCAGAUCGCUGGGCUGAACUGCUUGAGGCUGAUUAACGACACAACAGCAGUGGCCUUGGCCUAUGGCAUCUAUAAACAGGACCUGCCAAACCCAGAGGAGAAACCCAGAAACGUUGUGUUUGUCGACAUCGGCCACUCGUCUUAUCAAGUCGCCAUUGCUUCCUUUAACAAAGGGAAAUUGAAGAUGUUGGCUACAGCAUUUGACCCAUAUUUGGGCGGACGUAACUUUGAUGAAAUACUUGUGGAGUAUUUCUGUGAAGACUUCAAAAACCGCUUCAAACUAAAUGUCAAAGACAACCCGAGAGCACUCCUAAGGCUCUAUCAGGAGUGCGAAAAACUGAAGAAACUCAUGAGCGCAAACUCUUCUGAUCUCCCUCUCAACAUUGAAUGCUUCAUGAAUGACAUCGAUGUACAUGGGAAACUGAACAGGACUCAGUUUGAAGAGAUGUGUUCUCAGCUUAUGAUGAGGGUGGAGGCGCCAUUAAGAUCAGUCAUGGAGCAAUCAAAGCUUAGCAGAGACGAGAUCUAUGCCAUCGAGGUGGUUGGCGGAGCCACCAGAAUGCCAGCCAUUAAAGAGAGAAUCUCCAAGUUCUUCGGGAAAGACACCAGCACCACACUGAAUGCAGAUGAGGCUGUGGCACGAGGAUCUGCAUUACAGUGUGCAAUCCUGUCUCCAGCCUUCAAAGUUCGAGAGUUCUCCAUUACAGACACAGUUCCCUUCCCCAUUACUCUUCGCUGGAAGUCUCCUACAGAUGAAAGUGUUGGGGAAUGUGAAGUGUACAGUAAGAACCACGCAGCACCUUUCUCCAAGAUCAUUACCUUUCACAAGAAGGAACCAUUUGACCUGGAAGCAUUUUAUAGUUGUCCACAUGAUCUGCCAUAUCCAGACAUCAGAAUAGGCCGCUUUAGCGUCCAGAAUGUUGUGCCACAGCCUGAUGGAGACAGCUCAAAGGUCAAGGUGAAAGUGCGUGUGAAUGUGCAUGGCAUCUUCAGCGUGUCCAGUGCGUCUCUGAUAGAGAAGCAGAAAGGAGAGCCGGAGGACGUGCAGAUGGACACAGAGCCUACUGUACAGAAUGAAGGCAGGCCAGAGGAGCAGAGUAAAAUGCAGGUGGAUCAGGAAAGCCAAGGAGAACAGCCCUCUGAAGAAGAGAGAGCGAAUAACUCUGGCAACAAGGACGGUGAUAAACAGGAUCAAGGUGCAAGCAGUAGCAAAGCCAAGUCAAAAGUGAAGAGUGUAGAUCUGCCCAUUCUGGCCAACACCACCCGGCAGCUGGAUCGAGAUGUGCUCACCCAUUUUGUUGAAUAUGAAAAAAAAAUGAUCAUACAGGACAAGCUGGAGAAGGAGAGGAACGAUGCCAAAAAUGGCGUGGAGGAGUACGUUUACGAUCUGCGAGACAAGCUGUGUGGCAUCUACGAGAAAUAUGUCACUGAAGAUGAAAGUAAUCGGCUCACCAUAAUGCUGGAGGACACAGAGAACUGGUUGUAUGAAGAAGGAGAGGACCAGGAGAAAGAAAUCUACCAACACAAACUGGCUGAACUCAAAAAAUAUGGUGAGCCCAUUGAAGAGCGGUACAGAGAGCAUGAGGGCCGACCCAGAGCAUUUGAUGAGCUCGGCAAGAAACUACAGCUCUUUAUGAAGGUGGUGGACAUGUACAGAGACAAGGACGAGCGCUAUGAGCACCUAAACGCAGAGGACAUGGGUGUUGUUGAGAAGAGUGUGAAUGAAGCUUUAGGCUGGAUGAAUACCAAGAUGAACACGCAGAGCAAACUCUCCUUUGCUCAAGACCCAGCAGUCAAAGUAGCAGACAUUAUUCAGAAGAUUCAGGAGUUAGAGGAGUUGUGCAAUCCGGUCCUCAACCGACCCAAACCCAAAACCGAGGAGCCCAUAGAGGAGGGCGACAAAAGCGACGGGGCCCACAACGGCCCCACGGCACAGCACGGCGCAGACUGCAAAGGCAAUCAGCAGACAAAGCCUCCGUCUGGAGAGAUGGAGGUGGACUGAGCUCUUCCGCUGCCGCUCUUACUUAUUAAGCCACUAUUAAACCUCUUCAGCUUCCACUCAACCAGUAGCUGGAACCAUUCUCUCUGUGUCCACCACUCAGUUGGCUGUAUUUGUGCAUCUGUUUGUUGACGUCUGCUCCUCUGUUGAUUUUCUCUUCUACCUAUUAAGGGAUCAGGCCAGGCUGUUUUUUGUUUUUUUUAAGGAAUGUCGCAGCUCUGUAUUGGAUCGGACAUCCAUGAUAGGAUCAUAUAGAAAUAGAUAGUAGUUCAAUAGCUGAAACAAUGCUGCCGCUGUUAACAACAACAAAAAAAAGCUAUCCCGAAAACAAUGUGAGACUUGCAUUCUGGGUCAUAUCAGCGCGUUACUAUGGGAACAUUAAUUAAAAAUACUCAUUGAUCAAUCUGUAAGAUUGUGGGAAACCAAGCAAAUAUGUAUGCAAUACAUAUAAAUAUAUGGUUUAUAUUUGUAUUUAAUAUAUAUAUAUAUACAUACGAUUUCCAAAGGAUGUGUUGUCUAGAGCCUGUAAAUAUUAUUUUAGUAAUAAUUUGAAUUUAUGGGUGCUUAGAUAUAGGUACACUCCUCUUGCUGACAUUGCAAUGCUUUCAGCUCCGUAGUGUCAUGAUGAAAGUAGAAUGUACUGAGCCGGUCAUUAGCCUUUUUUUCCUCCCCCCAGUUUUCAUGCAGUCCCAUUACAAGUCUUGAGGUUUGACGAUCACAAGUAAUAAAACACGCCUUUAUGACUGAA
Molecule: messenger RNA, 3438 nt
Organism: Danio aesculapii
Lineage: Eukaryota; Metazoa; Chordata; Actinopteri; Cypriniformes; Danionidae
Gene: hspa4l
Product: heat shock protein 4 like
Exons: 19
Coding region: 213-2693 (826 amino acids)
Biological process (GO): protein folding
Cellular component (GO): nucleus; cytosol
Molecular function (GO): ATP binding; ATP-dependent protein folding chaperone
Source: RefSeq, a predicted model, not a curated record